Molecule: messenger RNA, 925 nt
Organism: Echinops telfairi (small Madagascar hedgehog)
Lineage: Eukaryota; Metazoa; Chordata; Mammalia; Afrosoricida; Tenrecidae
Gene: HACD1
Product: 3-hydroxyacyl-CoA dehydratase 1
Exons: 7
Coding region: 1-831 (276 amino acids)
Biological process (GO): sphingolipid biosynthetic process; fatty acid elongation; very long-chain fatty acid biosynthetic process
Cellular component (GO): endoplasmic reticulum membrane
Molecular function (GO): 3-hydroxyacyl-CoA dehydratase activity
Source: RefSeq, a predicted model, not a curated record
AUGGGAUGGGUGUAUGUUGGCCUUCGGAGUCCAGCAGCCGCUCUGUGGGAGAAAGGUGAGGCCCUCUGCUUCCGUAAGGAUUACUGUUUUGGAAACCAGCAUACCGAGCUAAGGACACCACAACAUGGGUGUUGUUUCUGUGGAAAUGGUGGCGUUUCUUCUCUGGGAGUUCAGAGAGGUUAUCCUGAUGGCGCUUCCCCACAUCCUUUUCUUUUCCCCAGGUGGUUGGUCCUAGCCAUUGCCAUGACACGCUUUUAUAUGGAGAAAGGAACACACAGAGGUUUAUAUAAAAGUAUUCAGAAGACACUUAGAUUUUUCCAGACCUUUGCCUUGUUUGAGAUAGUCCACUGUUUAAUUGGAAUUGUGCCAACUUCUGUGCUUGUGACUGGGGUCCAAGUGAGCUCAAGAAUCUUUAUGGUGUGGCUCAUCACUCACAGUAUAAAACCAAUCCAGAAUGAGGAGAGUGUGGUGCUUUUUCUGGUCGCCUGGACUGUGACAGAGAUCACUCGUUACUCCUUCUACACAUUCAGUCUUCUCAACCACUUGCCGUACUUCAUUAAAUGGGCCAGAUAUAAUUUUUUUAUCAUCUUAUAUCCUGUUGGAGUGGCUGGCGAACUUCUUACCAUAUAUGCUGCAUUACCAUAUGUGAAGAAAUCAGGAAUGUUUUCAUUACGACUUCCAAACAAAUACAAUGUCUCCUUUGACUACUAUUAUUUUCUUCUAAUAAUCAUGGCCUCAUAUAUACCACUGUUUCCACAACUCUAUUUUCAUAUGUUACGUCAAAGAAGAAAGGUGCUUCAUGGAGAAGUGAUAGUAGAAAAAGAUGAUUGAAUGAUCCCUACAAACAAGGUGCUUUUUCCAGAAUAACCAGGAUUACUUGAUUCCAAGCUUUAAUAACAAGAAUAAACAACUUCAUGAAAUGUCA